ACCCCCCUUUUGCUUUCACAGUUAUAUAUCUUGUACUCUCAGAAAAUCCCCGAUUUUCCCUCGCUCUGAAUUCGAAACCCUAGCUUUUGAUCGUCAAAUCAAUUAGCAAAUCGUCUGAUUCACUGCUAUUUCAUCAUGAUUCCGUUGGCGCAAAGAUUCUCAACUGAAAUUCGGCUGUUGUUCGAGAGCUUGAACGAUUCCAAUUUCGACUCCGUUCUUCGCGAACUCUCUCAGUAUGUUGAUUAUGGAACGGAGGGAAGUGUUUUGCUUCUAGAGACCUGCUUGGACCACUUUAAUGUAUAUGAGAAGGACUUGAAAAGUACUCGUCUGGAACCUGUAGUUGCUUCACUUUUUAGAAAAAUGCUGGAAAAGCCGCAGUUUAGUACUGUAUUCUCUGUGUCAGUAAGGCCAACAGCAAUCACUGAAGAAUUUCUGGAUAAUCUAUCUAUUGCGCUACAGUUAUCGGCAUAUGAGAAACUUGGAUUUGGCCUAGCUUUGACAGAUUCGGAAAACAAUGACAUUAGAAUGGCUGGAAGGAACUUCUGUAUGGGAAAGAUUGAGGAAUUGUUUGCUACCCAUACCUCUUUGCAUACCGCUGACUGUGUUCAGGAUAUAUUGCUGUUUCUUAAUAAAUCUGAAGUCCUUUCUAAACAUGUGGAUUCAUUUAUGCAAUUGUUAUCUCUGGUUCAGUUCGAUAAGGAUUCGGGGUUUAUUUUAGCUCCUCUCCUUUCAGAUGAACUGCAAGACUCCAAGUUAUUGAGCGAUAUCGAUUUUCUUAGUGAAGGCAAUGAUGACGAAUUUGAUGCUAUCCUAGCAGAAAUGGAGAAGGAGAUGAGCAUGGCGGACAUGUUGAGAGAAUUGGGUUAUAAGUGCACAUUAGAUGUAUCGCUGUGCAAAGAUUUGUUAUCUUCAUUCUCACCGCUAACUGAAAUCACUGUUGCUAGGAUACUAGGCACAAUUGUCCGAUUUGAUGCCGGUCUUCAGGACCAUGAAAAUGCAUUUUCAACAUUUUGUUCUGCUCUUGGUAGAGGGAGUCUGUCCGAUAUGUCAUCAUUGAACUCCUGGAACACUGAUGUCCUUAUAGAAUCAAUUAAGCAGCUUGCUCCUGGAAUCAGCUGGACCACUGUAAUUGAGAAUCUUGAUCAUGAGGGUUUUUACAUCCCCGACGAGGCAGCAUUUUUGCUAUUGAUUUCCUGUUACAGACAUGCAUCUCAGGAUCCUUUUCCACUGGCUGCUGUUUGUGGCAACAUUUGGAAAAACACCGAGGGGCAGCUGUCAUUUCUGAAGUGUGCUGUUUCUGUACCACCUGAAGUAUUCACAUUUGCACACUGUGAAAGACAAGUGGCAUAUGUUGAUAUAGCCAAUAAUCACAAGUUUCAAUCUGGUCAUGCAAAUCAUGCAUGGCUAUGCCUCGACCUUUUGGAGGUCUUGUGCCAGCUAGCUGAGAGAGGGCUUGCAAAUUCUGUGCGGUUGCUGCUUGAACAUCCUCUUAGGAAUUGUCCCGAAGUGUUGUUAUUUGGGAUGGCCCAUGUUAAUACACCAUAUAAUCUCAUCCAACAUGAAGUUUCUUCGGUUGUUCUUCCUAUGAUACUUAAAGAUGCUUCUUUGGGUGGCAUUCUGCUCCAUCUUUGGCAUGUAAACCCUCCCUUUUUGUUGAGAGCUCUAAAUGACACACUCAACAUGGAUGCAGAUAACACAAACAGAGUAUUGGAUAUAUUCCAGGAGUUAAAGAUUGUAUCUCCUGUAUUGGAUAUGGUACCUAUGUAUUUGGGUAUCAGGCUGGCUGCCCUGGCUUCUCGAAAAGAGCUCGUAGAUCUGGAGAAGUGGUUGAGCAUGAAUUUAAGCACUUACAGAGAUACUUUCUUUGAGGAGUGCCUCCGAUUUCUGAAGGAGGUGGAGUUUGGUGCUCAUGAAUCUUCCAAUCGGUUGCAUAACUCCAGUAACAUCUGGAGUCUUUAUAUGGAGACUGCUCCUGUGUUUUUAAAGGUCCUUCAAUCGCAUACAAGCUUGCUAUCCUCAAAUCAACUUUCUAAGGAAAUGGAAAGAUUACAUUUGAAGUCUACGAACAAUAGUUCAAGGAUGAAGAACAAUGGUGGUCCUGAUUCGUCAACAUCUGAAGUGUAUGCAGAUGAUAUAGAGACAGAGGCCAACUCUUAUUUCCAGCAAAUGUUCUCUGGUGUGUUGACGAUUGAUGCAAUGGUUCAAAUGCUAGCCCGAUUUAAGGAAUCUUCUGAAAAGAGGGAACAAUCAAUAUUCGAGUGCAUGAUUGCCAACCUGUUUGAAGAGUACAAGUUCUUCAACAGAUACCCGGACAGACAACUUAAACUUGCUGCCGUUCUCUUUGGAUUGCUUAUUAAGAAUCAACUUGUGACUCAUCUGACACUGGGUAUUGCCCUACGAGCUGUUUUGGAUGCAUUGCGCAAACCUGCGGAUUCCAAAAUGUUUGUUUUUGGUACAAAAGCUCUGGAGAAGUUUGUGGAUCGCCUGAUUGAAUGGCCACAAUACUGCCAACAUAUCUUACAAAUAUCACAUCUACGUGGUACUCAUUCAGAGCUUGUUGCUUUCAUUGAAAGGGCGCUUGCCAGAAUUUCAUCAGGCCACCCAGAAUCAGAUGCAGGCCACAAUCCUGCUGCCGACCAACACCAUAAUUCUAUCCCGCAAGCAAAUAUCGAGAUGGCGGCUUCAUCUUUCCCUUUGAUUGGAUCUGGUGGUGGACAGCUUGGUUCUCAAAUACCUUCUCCAAUCCAGCUUCAGCAGAGGAACCAGAGUUAUUUAGAUGAGAGACACAGAGCCUCUGUAACUUCGUCCAAUUAUAUGAAGCCAAACUUAACUAACGCAGGGCAAGUCUCAGUUGCUCCAGCAAGUGAACCUGUUAGCAUCCCAAAGCCACAGAGCGUUGUUAGUUCUUCAGCAGCGUUGGCUUCCUCUCCUGCAUUUGUUCGGCCAUCUCGUGGUUCUUCAGCAAGGUUUGGUUCUGCAUUAAAUAUUGAAACACUUGUUGCUGCUGCUGAACGCAGAGAAACUCCCAUAGAGGCCCCACCAUCAGAAACUCAGGAUAAGAUCUCAUUUAUCAUCAAUAAUUUAUCGGCUGCCAAUAUUGAAGCUAAAGCAAAGGAAUUCACAGAAAUUUUGAAAGAGCAGUACUAUCCUUGGUUUGCACAGUACAUGGUCAUGAAAAGAGCGAGCAUUGAACCAAACUUUCACGACUUGUACUUGAAGUUCCUUGAGAAAGCCAACUCAAAACCUCUAAACAGAGAGAUUGUUCAAGCCACAUAUGAGAAUUGCAAGGUUCUUCUAGGAUCUGAACUUAUAAAGUCUAGUUCGGAAGAGCGUUCGUUGCUGAAGAAUCUUGGAGGCUGGCUGGGGAAGAUCACGAUUGGUAGAAACCAUGUUCUGCGUGCUAAAGAGAUUGAUCCAAAGGCCUUAAUUAUUGAGGCAUACGAAAAGGGUUUAAUGAUUGCGGUGAUUCCAUUUACCUCCAAGAUUUUAGAGGCAUGCCAAAGCAGUCUAGCAUAUCAACCUCCUAAUCCUUGGACCAUGGGAAUUCUUGGAUUACUUGCUGAAAUUUAUGCAAUGCCGAAUCUCAAAAUGAAUCUCAAGUUUGAAAUUGAGGUCUUGUUCAAGAAUCUUAAUGUGGAUUUGAAGGAAGUUACCCCAACAUCCCUUCUUAUGGACAGAGUGAGAGAAAUUGAAGGAAACCCUGAUUUUUCUAACAAAGAUGUUGGGUCGGCCCAACAACCAAUGGUUGGGGAAGUUAAAUCUAGCAUGAUAUCUACUCUGAAUCAAGUUGAAUUACCACUUGAAGUUGCCAGUUCAUCUCAUCCUGGCAGUCAUUCACGUAUAUUGUCCCAGUAUGCUGCUCCUCUCCAUCUUCCUGCUGCUACCUUAAGCGAGGAUGAGAAGAUGGCAGCUUUAGGCUUAUCUGAUCAGCUUCCAUCUGCUCAAGGACUUCUACAAGCGCAGUUGCCGUUUUCAGUUGGUCAGCUGCCAGCAUCAAAUAUUGACCAACAAGUUAUUGUUAACCCCAAGCUUCAAGCUCUGGGCCUGCAUUUGCACUUCCAGAGUGUGCUCCCAAUGUCCAUGGAUCGGGCUAUCAAAGAAAUAGUUUCUAGCAUUGUGCAGCGUAGUGUUUCUAUAGCAACUCAAACAACAAAGGAACUUGUCUUAAAGGACUACGCUAUGGAGUCUGAUGAGAGCCGUAUACAUAGUGCAGCUCACUUGAUGGUUGCAAGUUUGGCUGGAAGUUUGGCUCAUGUGACAUGCAAGGAACCUCUUCGUGGUUCAAUAUCAAGUCAGCUAAGAAACAAUCUUCAGACUUUUAAUAUUGCCAGUGAACUGUUCGAACAUGCAAUUCAGCUUGCUACUAAUGACAACCUUGACCUGGGCUGUGCAUUAAUUGAACAGGCGGCAACAGAGAAGGCUGUACAAACAAUAGAUGGCGAACUUGCACCACAACUUUCGAUAAGAAGGAAGCAUAGAGAAGGGGUUGGACCUGCCUUUUUUGAUGCAAGCCUGUAUACACAAGGUCAUGUAGGUGUUCUACCAGAAGCUCUGCGUCCUAAACCUGGCCGCUUAUCCCAUUCUCAACAGCGGGUCUACGAGGAUUUUGUUCGGUUACCCUGGCAAAAUCAAUCCAACCAAAACUCAAAUGCUGUACCUCUUGGUCCUUCGGCUCCCCAAGGAAGUGGUGCUCUACACCGGGGAUAUGGCUCAGCUUCAGGGCAACUAAACCCUGGAAUUUUCUCAUCUAGCCUGGGAAAUUCUGGUAUUAAUGCUGUCGCACACUCCUUGGAUCCUGAAGAUAUAGAGCCUAGUUCAGUAAAACUCCUUAGUGCUUCUUCGGUACAUAGUGGGAUGGCUGGUGGUAUUGGUCCACACAAUUUUGAGAAUGAAGCUGUUCUUUCCUCAUUUUCUUCGGUGUCAGCUCCUGAAUUGCACAUAACAGAAUCUUCCAAUGUUACCAAAGAAUCGGGAGCUUAUGCACAGCCUUUGCCUUCGCCUUCAGCUGCAGCUUCAGAUCGCAUUAUAAGUACCACUGCAGAACCUUCAUUGACUACUGGGGAUGCAUUGGAUAAAUACCAGAUUAUCUCAGAGAAGCUGGAAUCUCUGAUAGCAAAUGAUGCUAAAGAAACAGAAAUUCAGUCUAUUAUUGCCGAGGUUCCUGGGGUCAUUCUUAAAUGCAUUAGUCGGGAUGAGGCUGCCUUGGCUGUGGCUCAGAAGGUCUUCAAAGGCUUAUAUGAAAAUGCAGCGAACGCCGCACAUGUUGGUGCUCAUCUUGCCAUGUUGGCUGCGAUUCGUGAUGUUAGCAAGCUUGUGGUGAAGGAACUGACUAGUUGGGUAAUAUAUUCUGAUGAAGAUAGGAAGUUCAACAAAGAUAUUACCAUUGGCUUAAUUCGCAGAGAGUUGCUGAACCUUGCCGAGUAUAAUGUUCAUAUGGCCAAGCUUCUUGAUGCGGGAAAGAACAAGGUGGCAACAGAAUUUGCAAUUUCCCUCAUCCAAACAUUGGUGGCUAGUGAUGCCAGAGUAAUAUCUGAACUUCAUAAUCUUGUUGAUGCAUUGGCAAAGCUUGCAACAAGGCCUGAUGCUCCUGAGGCUCUUCAACAGCUUGUUGAAAUUGCUAGGAACCCAGCAGCUUCCUCUGGCUUUUCAGCUGGCAAGGAUGAUUUGAUCAGGCAACCAAAAGACAAAAAGGUGGCUAACCAUCCUGUAGCAAACAGGGACGACAGCACUGCUUUGGAAUCUUCUGAACCAGAUCCUGCUGGUUUCCAUGAGCAGGUUUCUAUGCUAUUUGCUGAAUGGUACCGGAUAUAUGAACUCCCUGGUGUCAACGAUGCAAUAUCUGCGCGUUUUGUUCUACAACUGCAGCAAAAUGGGUUGUUGAAAGCAGAUGAUACAUCUGACCGCUUUUUUCGCCGUCUCCUGGAUGUUGCUGUAUCACACUGUAUAUCGUCUGAAGUGAUCAAUUCUAACUCUCUCCAAUCCCAUCAGCAAGCACAGUCAUUAUCUUUCCUUGCUAUUGAUAUGUAUGCAUCACUGGUCUUUUCGAUACUGAAGUUCUCCCCUGUUGACCAUGGAUUAAGCAAGCUGUCACUUCUGUCGAAGGUGUUAGCAGUGACUGUGAGAUUCAUUCAGAAGGAUGCAGAGGAGAAGAAAACAUCGUUCAAUCCUAGGCCAUAUUUCAGGUUAUUCAUUGAUUGGCUGCUUGACCUUAGCACCCUGGAUCCUGUUUUUGAAGGCGCAAACUUUCAGGUUUUGACAGCUCUAGCAACUUCUUUUCAUGCCCUGCAGCCUCUGAAAGUUCCUGCAUUCAGCUUUGUAUGGCUUGAGCUAGUAAGUCACAGAAGUUUCAUGCCGAAACUGCUCAGUGGAAAUGCUCAGAAGGGGUGGCCAUAUUUCCAACGCUUGCUGGUAGACUUGUUCCAGUUCAUGGAGCCUUUCUUGAGGAAUGCUGAACUUGGGGAGCCGGUUCGUUUUCUGUACAAAGGCACACUCAGAGUGCUGUUGGUGUUGCUUCAUGAUUUUCCAGAGUUCCUUUGUGAUUAUCAUUUCAGUUUCUGUGAUAUCAUUCCUCCAAGCUGCAUCCAGAUGCGGAAUAUAGUACUCAGUGCGUUUCCACGCAACAUGAGGCUACCUGACCCGUCCACUCCCAACUUGAAGAUUGAUCUGCUGGCUGAGAUUAGUCAAUCGCCCCGCAUUCUUUCAGAGGUCGAUGCAGCUUUGAAAGCCAAGCAAAUGAAAAGUGAUGUGGAUGAGUAUCUUAAGACGAGGCCACAAGGAACUUCAUUUCUUUCUGAAUUGAAGCAGAAACUACUUCUUUCACCAAAUGAGGCUGCAAGAGCUGGAACACGAUACAACGUGCCUUUGAUGAACUCCCUUGUACUUUACGUUGGAAUGCAGGCGAUCCAGCAGCUGCAGGCAAGAACUCCUCAUGGACAGUCAAUGGCAAGUAAUGCUUCACUGGCUAUCUUCUUGGUGGGUGCUGCUUUAGAUAUCUUUCAAACGCUAAUACUGGAGCUAGAGACGGAAGGACGUUACCUCUUUUUGAACGCCGUUGCAAACCAACUGCGCUAUCCCAACAACCACACACAUUACUUUUCCUUCAUCCUUCUUUACUUGUUCUCCGAAUCGAACCAGGAAGCAAUCCAGGAACAGAUCACGAGAGUUCUAUUGGAGCGAUUGAUCGUUAACCGACCACACCCUUGGGGACUUCUAAUCACCUUCAUUGAGCUAAUUAAGAACCCUAGGUACAACUUCUGGAGCCGAUCUUUCACAAGGUGUGCUCCAGAGAUCGAGAAACUGUUUGAGUCGGUUUCAAGAUCGUGUGGCGGCCCAAAACCCGUGGAUGACAAUGUGGUUGCUGAUACCAUGCACUAGUUGUUUAAAUUUGUGUUGAUGUAAAUAGAUAGCAAGUAUGUUUUGAGGCCAAUUACUAGUGUUUUAGACAUCCAACACUUUCUAUUUCUGCAUAUUAUUCUUCCUCUUUGAGGGAAUAUUUGUUUUUACCAAAUACCUUUUUGUAAGCCUGUGUACAUGCUCAGCUACUUGUAUGCUUAUUUAAACAUGCCUCUUUUAUCUUUUGAAAA
Cynara cardunculus var. scolymus (artichoke) is the source of this 7583-nucleotide messenger RNA. RefSeq names its product CCR4-NOT transcription complex subunit 1. Gene Ontology annotation, molecular function: molecular adaptor activity. The transcript is spliced from 51 exons. NCBI's taxonomy places the organism in Eukaryota, Viridiplantae, Streptophyta, Magnoliopsida, Asterales, Asteraceae. Gene Ontology annotation, biological process: nuclear-transcribed mRNA catabolic process, deadenylation-dependent decay. The record is from RefSeq and is a predicted model, not a curated record. The coding region runs from base 136 to 7374 and encodes 2412 amino acids. Gene Ontology annotation, cellular component: P-body; CCR4-NOT core complex.